AUGUUGGGACUAAUAAUAACAAAUUUAAUAACUACCAAAGAAAUGUCACAAACAUUACAUUAUAAAAUAUCAGGAUUAAUGGGUUCAACAUCAUUAGCGUGUUGGAUAGUUUUAUUAAUGCCUCAAUUAAUUGAACAAUGGAGAUUAAAAUCAGCAGAAGGUAUAGCUAUUGGAUUCAUAAGUAUUUGGUUUUUGGGUGAUUUUUUUAAUUUAAUUGGAGCCAUAUGGGCAGGAUUAUUACCUGAAGUUAUAUUUUUAGCUAUUUGGUUUUGUAUUGCUGAUUUUUUAAUGAUUUUUAGUUAUUUUUAUUAUACUAAAAUAUAUAAGAAGAAAUUACAUAAAAAACAUCAUCAUCAUAGUCAUCAUCAUUCACAUCUUGAGGGAGAAAGAGAAUUUAUUGAUGUCAAUGAAACAACUCCAUUAACUGAUAGUACCAGUACAAGAAGAAGAAGAAGAAGUUCAACUUUAACUGAUAUUGCAAUGGAACCACAAUAUCAUUCAAUAUUUAUAAAAUAUAUCUUACCUAUUAUAUUUGUUGUAUCAUGUGGAGUUAUUGGAUUUUUAUUAUCUUCUUCAUCAAUGUCAGAUAAUCAACCAGUUGAUGAUUUACCAAUUGAAAAUCCUAUAAAAUUAGGUCCACAAAUUAUGGGUUAUUGUUCUGCAUUUUUAUAUUUAGGUGCAAGAAUUCCUCAAAUUUUACAAAAUUACAAGAAAAAAUCAGUAUUUGGAUUAUCUUUAUUAUUUUUUUUAUUUUCAACUUUAGGGAAUUUAACUUAUGCUUUACAAAUUUUAUUUUUUAGAUUUGAUAAAAGUUAUAUCUUGUUAAAUUUAAGUUGGUUAUUAGGUAGUUUAGGUACAAUUUUAGAAGAUAGUAUUAUUUUUAUACAAUUUUAUAUGUAUAGAGAUAAUAUUGUUGUUAAUGAUAAUGAUGAACAUUGA
Molecule: messenger RNA, 939 nt
Organism: Lodderomyces jiufengensis
Lineage: Eukaryota; Fungi; Ascomycota; Pichiomycetes; Serinales; Debaryomycetaceae
Exons: 1
Coding region: 1-939 (312 amino acids)
Biological process (GO): basic amino acid transmembrane export from vacuole
Cellular component (GO): fungal-type vacuole membrane
Source: RefSeq, a predicted model, not a curated record